UCCAGCCAGGUCUCCUAAGCAACCAAAUUAGCCCAGUUGCUAGGGUCAUUGUCACUAUCAUGUGGUUUUUGCUCUCAGUGGGGCGCGAGGUGAAUUGUGCGUGGAUGCUGCAGAGAAUAGCGUGAAGCCUCCACACACGCUAUGUCUCCUUGGCAUUGGCAUUGCUAGCACCAUGCUCCAUCAGAUGAGCUACCAGAAAAUCCAGCUUGCUGUUUGUGAUUUGCACUGGCCUACAACACUGGAAACAAUUCUAAACAUUUAUUAUUGUCACUUAAUUUGGUUGUUUGUGCAUGUGCAAGAGGGUGGGGCUGGUUAAUAGAUCGAGGCGUCAUGUGUGUAUUCUGUGUAGAUGUUUUUGUUUGUGUAUACAGAAUACAGUAUCCAGUAUGCCAGUUGAUAGAAAACUGCAGUAAUAUCUUCUAAGUGUGGCUCUCAGGGAGGGCCCAGGACUGGCUGCUUGAAGUUCAUCAUACCAGGUCCUCUCAAGUUUCGCCUGUGAACACCAUUCUGAGAACACACUUUUAAAAUUAGUACAAAACACCUUCAAGCCCUGUAUAUAGUCCACUGCUAGCAUGGCCACUCCGUCGUUAGCACAAGCAUUUUGUAAGGAGUAGUUUCAGCUUUAUACUGUUUUGCAUUAAUGAACAUUCAGCUCUUGAGGGAUAAUGGAACCAUGAUAGCAGAAGAUGAAGUGGAAGGAUAUGAUGAGAUAUUCAGCCCAAAUGACACAAGCUGGACUUGGAGUCAGACCAUGAACUACGUGGGUCAGCUGGCCGGUCAGGUGUUUGUGCAGGUGAAGGAGCUAUACAGAGGCCUGAAUCCUGCCACCCUGUCUGGCUGUAUUGAUGUCAUUGUGGUGCGGCAGCCCGAUGGCACACUACAGUGCUCGCCUUUUCACGUCCGCUUCGGCAAGAUGGGAGUCCUGCGCUCCCGGGAGAAAGUGGUUGACAUUGAGAUAAAUGGGGAGCCGGUCGGUUUACACAUGAAACUGGGUGAAAAUGGAGAGGCGUUUUUUGUUAAAGAAACAGAAAAUGAUGAGGAGAUGCCAUCCCAUUUGGCCACAUCUCCCAUCAUUUCAGAAGGCUCAACUCUAAUGCAGGCCCAGAUGGGUAAAGGCAUGUCCCAUCUGUCUGAGUCUGGAACUGGAACCUCCAUUCAUACCCUCGGCCCCACGCAAGCCUUUGGAGAGAGCUCAAUCAUGAAGAAGAGGAGAAAAAGGAGGAGAAAAUCUAAAGUGGACAAGAAGCGAGAGGAUAAUGGAGACUUCUCAGAAGAUGAGGACAUGUUUCCCAUCGAUUUGAGUUCUGAUGAAGAAAAAGAGGCUACAUGCAGUAGAGCCAUGUCACAUGAGCUAUUUGCUGAGAAGAUGAAAAGAAGCUCCACAACCACCACAUACACAAAGUCUGAAGGAAAGUGGACCGGUGUUAAGAGUGCAGGGCUGGAGAAGACAUGCUCCUUGCCCAUUCCCACCAAUGCAGGAUUAUCCAUCUCCUGUCCCCAACAGACAGCUAUGUUCCAGUCAACACACAGUCCAAAUGGCUCCUUGCCCUCAACACCAAAGAGUGACUCAGAGCUACUGGCCAGCCAGAGGUCCGAAGGGAAACCAAACAAUCCUGAGAUGCUGUGGACAUGGGGAGAGCUGCCUCACGCUGCCAAGCCUUCAUUCCUGCAGGCUAUGUCAGAGCCCAUGGUGGUGACUCAAGCAUCAAUCCCACCACCUGCCAGCACACACUUUAGAGACAUUACAGGAGUUGGGAUGGUGGAGUCUCAGGAUUGUGAUCUCCAUGUGUAUGUGCCAGAUCUCAGGGCUGGUGAGCGGGCAGCAGCACCUGUUGUAGAGGUUGAGGCCAUCAGUGCAGCCACUCAUCUAACAACAGAUCUAGAGGAGGGCCGCCACAGUCCUGGAGCUCAUGCCAUUAGCAAGACUGACUCUCCAUCCAAGAGAAAAGACAAAAAGAGCCGGCAUCUUGGAUCAGAUGGGGUAUACCUGGAUGAAAUCACAGAGUUGGAACCUGAGGUGGCAGCCCUGUACUUUCCUAAAAGUGAUGGAGCAACUGCAUUGGGGGGCGGGGUUGAUCCGAGGAGUGCCAAUCAAUCCCCUCAGUCAGUGGGCAGCAGUGGAAUGGACAGCGGAUUGGACAGCUUGUCUGAUCAGUUAGGAGACUUGCCUAAUAUUGCCAUCUCUCUGUGUGGAGGACUGUCAGAAAACAGAGAGAUCACUAGAAACGAAUUCGAGGAACGAGCAAUAUCCUAUCAGGAGUUUGCAGAUAACCCAUCUAUUAUUGAUGAUCCCAACCUGGUCGUAAAAAUUGGAACCAAGUAUUAUAACUGGACUACAGCUGCUCCUAUCGUACUGGCCAUGCAGGUUUUCCAGAAGCCAUUGCCAAAGGCCACGGUGGAGAACAUAAUGAAGGAGAAGAUGCCCAAAAAAGGAGGACGCUGGUGGUUUUCAUGGCGGGGCAGAAACAGUAGCUCCAAGUCGGUUGCUGAGUUACACUUACUGCAACAGGAAUCAGCAUCAGACCAGAUUGAGGGUGGAGAGCAGGCUAUAAGAACAGGCUCUGUGGGCAGGUUUAAGGACGAAUCAUCAUCCAGUGAAGAUGACUGUGGAGCUUCUAAGCAGAAUCCUGUGAGCAACCAGCCUGAAGCUCUUCUCAGCUCUGGAGGCCACUACUACAGGAAGACUCUACGUUUGUCAUCAGAACAGCUAACCAGACUGAAUCUAAAAGAUGGCCCUAAUGAUGUGGUCUUCAGUGUCACUACCCAGUACCAGGGCACUUGCCGCUGUGAGGGCAUCAUUUAUUUGUGGAGCUGGGAUGACAAGAUAGUGAUUUCAGACAUUGAUGGCACUAUCACAAGAUCUGACACCCUGGGACAUAUUUUGCCAACUCUGGGCAAAGACUGGACCCAUCAGGGCAUUGCUAGACUUUACCACAAAGUUAGCCAGAAUGGCUACAAGUUUAUGUACUGUUCAGCACGGGCAAUUGGGAUGGCUGAUAUGACCAGGGGUUACUUGCACUGGGUUAAUGAAAGAGGCACCAUGCUACCUAUGGGACCUGUGCUGCUUAGUCCCAGCAGUCUUUUCUCUGCGUUUCACAGGGAGGUCAUUGAGAAGAAGCCAGAGAAGUUUAAAAUCGAAUGUCUUACAGACAUUAAAAACUUGUUCCAUCCAAACACGGAGCCCUUCUAUGCUGCUUUUGGAAACAGGGCAACAGAUGUUUAUUCAUAUAAACAGGUGGGAGUGCCUUUGAACAGAAUAUUCACUGUGAAUCCUAAGGGAGAGCUCAUACAAGAACAUGCAAAGACCAACAUAUCAUCGUAUGGUCGUCUGUGUGAGGUUGUGGACCAUGUCUUCCCUCUUUUGAUCAGAGGAAACACCACCGACUUUCCCUGUUCAGACACUUUCAGUCAGUUUACAUUCUGGAGAGAGCAGUUACCAGAUGUGGCCAAGCAGGAUCAAACUGAACAAACUGAAAGCAGCUGAAAGAUGUAGUCACAAAAGCUAUCAUGUCUAGGUAUUCCUCACCUACAAGCUCGAAUGCUGCACUGCCAUAAGGUUACGCACAAGCAACAUAGCACUUUGCAAAGAAACUGCAUGCUGCCCUCUGCCUGUUUGUACAGUACAUUAUCAUUUUGGUGUGUGCUAAUGUAUUGUUUUACUGGCAAGAGCCCAAAUUUACUAGCAUAUAAUGCAGCUCAUAUUAGGAAAUUUGUUUUUUGAUGACUAUACAAAUAUUUUAAAGUGCCAAAUCCAUUAUUCAUUACCAAGCAGACAAUUACAUUAUGCUGUCAUAUUAAAUUAUCAUAUAAACUUAUGGCUUUGCCUAAGGAUGUUCUUACAGUAUAUGAGGGAAUAUGGUUAGUACAACAGUGUUCUUUGGCAUUUAUCAUAAAGCAAACUCAGAGAAAUUUGAAAGCUUCAACAUAUUAAUUAAAAAAAAUUAUAUAUUUACAUUUAAAAACAAACUCAGAUGUAGUUAUAAAGCCAGCACUAGCAUUUCUCAGGUGUAACAGAAUUUAUAGUCAGAUAGGCAUUUGAAACUUAAGUGACCUUUAAAACAAUCAAAGUAUUAACUGUGUCAGUUAAAAUUUUUCUUUGAAAUCUAAAUUAUUUUACUAGUCUUUCAAUUUCCUUAAGAACAAAACAUAACACACAUGAGCGGAUAUUACUGAAAGUAAUAGUUUAAAUUCUCUGCAGAACACAAAGAAAUAUCUCAGCUCUGUAUGUCCAUACAAUGCAAGUGAAUGGUGACAAAAUCUUUGAGAUUUAAAAAAAAAAGCACAUAAAGGUAGCAUAAAAGUAAUCCAUAAAACUCCAGUGGUUUAAUGCACAUCUUCUGAAGCGAUAUAAUAGAUUUUGAAUUAGAACAAACCAAAAUAUUCAGUAGCUCCUUUUCACUAUAAAUCUUGACAUCAGAAUUUUCCUUGGCGAUCAUGAUUUCAAAGAGGCUCUGUGCAUGCGUCAAGCACUACGAAGUGUAAUUAAGCUUGAAAUCGUGAUGGUGCCUAAAAAACAGUUACAAAUUAUAUUUUGGUCUGCUCUUAACCAAAAUUGAUUAGAUCACUUCAGAAGACAUGGAUUAAAACACUGGAGUAAUAUGGAUUACUUUUAUGCUGCCUUUAUGUGCUUUUUGGAGCUUAAAAGUUUUGGUCAACAUUCACUUGCAAUGUGAGGACCUACAGAGCUGAGGUAUUCUUUUAAAAUCUUUGUUUGUGUUCAGCAGAAGAAAGAAAGUCUUACAAAUCUGGGAAGGCAUGAGGGUGAGUAAAUGAUGAAAGAAUUUCCUUUUUUGGGUGAACUAUACCUUUAAUUGUGAAUCAUCUUUGACAACUUUUUUCAAACUUUUUAAUCCACACAUUACGUUUUGCCAAAUACUUAUUAUAUUAUUAUUAUUAUUAUUAUUAUGUGGUAACUUUGUAUUCUUUUGUUAUUUUAGUGUAUUUUAUUUCAGAUACACAACUCUAACCAGCAUAUACAGUGUGAGUCAUGCAAAAAUGUAUUAUGUCAUACAUCAUACGAGUCAUAAAGCAUGUUCAAGACUUAAAAUACAGUAGCAAUGAAAAGAACACUCAGGUCAUGAAGUAUUCCCUACCUGUACUAAUUUCUACACAUUAAUACCAUAUUUAUCUUAAAAAUAUUUUUCAUGCAAAUACAUCAGAGAAAAAACCCCAAUUCUACACAUUUUAGUCAAGUGAAGCUUAAGGUGCACGCUAUGUUAAACAGAAGGAUAUUUUUAUUUAAAAAAUAAUCUAUUUAUUGCCAACACUAACACAAGACCUCUCCCCAAUAGUGUGUCUUGUUUUCAUUAUGUGUCUGAUUAAAGGGUGAAAUGGAUAGAGUUUUGAAAGCACUGUAUAUAGGAAUAUAUUAUACAGUAUGUCUUUAGUGAAUGAAUAAGGGUUUUGUGUGAUAUGUCUAGAAAUUUAAGACAUGCUCUGGCUAGUUGAUGCUCCUACGGCUUUAUUUAACAUGCUAAGUGAAAUUUUGUAUUCUAUUGUGGUUUUUCACAGUUAACAAUGAGCACAUUAAACAAGCACUUAUGUGAAUGCAUUAAGGGCCUACUGUUAAAGCAGUGCUCUCUAAUCUAGGGAGUAGCUGAAAUAAAAGAACUGUGUAUUUUAGCAUAAAUUGUCUCAUUAUUUUCAAGGAAAAUAUAGCGCAUGUGUUAUAGGUGUGUGCAACGUGAAAAUGCAAUUUGUACCGAUCUCUAAUUGGUUCGGUCAGCGAUACAGAACUGUUUUCAUAUUAUUUUGACAAAGGACUGCUUCAAACUUCCAACACUGUGAAUGAUCAGAUCAAACAUUCUAGUCUGUCUCUCUAGGUUUUGUCUUACACUUUUAAUUUAAUCUCCAGUUCAUUGAGAUAUUCAUAUUCUAACAAAUUCUGUGAAAGCUGAAUAAUACAAGGAUGUGAUUCUCAUCCCUGUUGAUCUCAACAGGUUUCCUAUUAAUAGAAUGAUAACCCAUGUUAAGUUACAAAAACGUUUGUUUUGUCUGCAGUCUAUAUGGAAUUUCUUUAUUCUUUCUGUGAAAGAUCUUGUUGCCUAAGUUGUGGCAGUUGAGUUUGUAUUUCAUUAUUUUCAUUGUAGUAGUUUUUACAUUUCUGUUUUGUGUAUAUUUUAAACUGCCAAAUCUCUGUAAAUUAAAAUCUUAUAACGAAUAAAAAAGAAACAAUGCUUCCUUUUUUUGUCUGAGCAGUAUUGUUAAAGAAAUGUAACUUACAUUAACAAUGUCACUCUAAACAUGUGCAUUGUCAUUCUGAAACAAAGCCUAUACUUAGUGUUCUUGUAGCUAAGCAGUUUGAG
Messenger RNA from Xyrauchen texanus (razorback sucker), 6305 nucleotides. RefSeq names its product phosphatidate phosphatase LPIN1-like. The record is from RefSeq and is a predicted model, not a curated record. Gene Ontology annotation, molecular function: transcription coactivator activity; phosphatidate phosphatase activity. Gene Ontology annotation, biological process: fatty acid catabolic process; positive regulation of transcription by RNA polymerase II; cellular response to insulin stimulus. NCBI's taxonomy places the organism in Eukaryota, Metazoa, Chordata, Actinopteri, Cypriniformes, Catostomidae. The transcript is spliced from 21 exons. Bases 641 to 3484 code for a protein of 947 amino acids. Gene Ontology annotation, cellular component: nucleus; mitochondrial outer membrane.